CAUAAAUGUCGGCCAUAUGUUUGACUUACAUAAACAACAGCACAUGUACAGUACAUGCUGUGAUACUGCGGAUUGAAUGAAAACGUGCAUGGGAUCAGCCAUUGAUAGAUGGGAGAUUAUCAGUUGAUGUCAGCAACUUAUAGCGUCAUUGCCUGAAUUGGACCGGAGUAUAGGGUUAAAGGCCAAUAUAGCCUGGUCAAGAUGCACAGUAGUAUAUACCUGUGUUAAUUAUGUGCAUAUGAAGUCACAGUAGCCCGCUAGUAUCACCAUGGACUGGACAUGAUAUUGCCUGAUUAGAAUUACAAUUUAUUGGGACUACCUGCGACAUUCCCAGACAAUGGAGAUAAUAGCUGGCUGAUCAUCAAUAAUACGGCCUCCUGUAUCAGCUAGAAGAUGGAGGUGGACAGUAACUCCACAACACCGUCCAGUGUACCAACAGAUAUGGGCAAUGUGUCCAUUGACAACCUCUACCCAGCCAUUAUACAAUGCUUUUUCAUUAUCUUGGUGGGUUACAUCGCUGGACGAGUUAGCCUCAUCUCAGCAUCACAAAGCCGAGGAAUCGGCCUGUUUGUAUCAAACUUCUGUCUUCCAGCUCUCUUGUUCAAGAACAUGUGCAUACUUGACUUCAGUGUGGUGAACUGGCUGUUUUUGACAAGCAUCUUGAUAUCAAAGUCCCUGGUAUUUUUCUUGGUGGUGUUUGUGACACUGGUUGCUAAGCGACCCCUGAAUUAUGGCUAUGCAGGAAUGUUUGGGAUUUUCGCCACACAGAGUAAUGAUUUUGCUCUUGGCUACCCUAUCAUUCAGGCCUUGUAUGAGAAAUCCCACCCUGAAUACCUGAAGUACAUCUACCUGAUAGCUCCGAUCUCUGUAGUGUUCCUGAACCCCAUAGGCUUCGUCCUGUUGGAGAUACAGAAACGGCGCACUCAAGUCUCCAAAGACUCACUAGGAAGUUAUUCUUCCCAUGGUCAGGAGAGCGAAUCGCUGCUCGGCAAUAGUGGAUCACUGCAGAAGAAACCAGAGACUACCACUCACACAAGUACAGCAAUGGUAGCCGCGCAUGUGUUCAAGGGGGUCAUCUCAAAUCCAAUUGUCUUUAUGACUGUUAUUGGAAUCAUUGGCAACUUCAUCUUCAAACAUAACCUACCUGCCGUCUUGGAAGGCAUUCUGACUUCAUUAGGUAAUGCCUUUAGUGCUGCUGCAUUGUUCUACCUAGGCCUUAGUCUGGUUGGUAAGGUGUCCGGGACAAUCGGCAUAGGUCUGUUACUACCCCUGCUUCUAAUAGCAGCCAAGGCACUAGUGUUGCCGUUGGUGAUAUGGCAGAUCGUGGGUGCUAUGGAGAGGACAUCCGGGGGAAAAGAUGUAAACCUCAACAGUACAAUAUCUCUGAGCAUGUAUGGAUUUCUAUAUGGCACAUUCCCCACAGCACCGUCCGUGUUUCUGUACGCCAGCCAGUACUCCCUCGCCCAGGACACGGUUGCUACUGGGAUGGUGGCCGGGACGUUUUUCUCGGCUCCGAUGAUGUUCAUGUCUGCCAAGAUGUUGACUGUGGUGGUCAACAGUGAAAUGGAUUACAAGACGUUGCUAUUGGAGACAUCAUUUGACACCAGCAUCAUCAGUGUUGUCUGCUGUAUUUGGGUGCUUGGAAUCCUAAUGUUCAGUAAGCGAUACAAGAAAAUGCCACACCAGUUUCUUGUCUGUCUAGUUUUCUCACAUAUGCUUUCCUGCAUUGGUAUGAUUAUAUACAAUGGACACGACUCUGGCCAGUUGUCAUGGAAACACUACCUUCAGUUUGCCCUAAUCCUGAUUGGCGUGUUCGCGACGCGAUGCUGGACGGCUGUGAUAUCUGUAACGUUGUAUAUGCUUCACUGUCGUAGCCUCUGUUCUGUUUUACGCUUCAAAGGCCUGAUGUAUCUGUUUGCAUUUGGGUUACCUGUAUUCUGUACCGGCUUGCUGUUUAUCUUGGGAUCGCACCACGUCAACAAUGAGAUUGACCCAUCUUUCCACUACGGACCAGAUCAGAGUGCUAUUAAGUUCAUGUCGAUCCUUUCAGUGAUAGUACUAGUGCUGUGUAGCGCGAUCAACAUUGUGUGCCUGAUACUCAAACAGAGGAACAGCCGGGAACGGAACGAGUCUUACCAGACACUCAACUCUGACAGUACUGGAGACAGCACAAAUCUACACAGACAGAAAAAACGUAGGAAAAUUUACAAGCCACCUCAACGGGCGAAAUCACGAUCGAACAACAGUGAUCAUGCAAUGCUGGAAGAUUUACAUCAACAAGUGUUCAGACUGACCAUGGAAGCCUAUCCUGGCAGUCAGUUUAACUCCAGUGGUUCCUUUACUGCCAGUGGCUCAAUGAGCUUGAACGCAGAGUGUGAGAGACAGCAAGCAGAAAACAAACAGAACUGUGAUACAUGUAGUGGAGGAUGUUACCAAGAUAAAGACUUCGAGGAUAUAGUGCCGUUCCCAAGUGAGAGAGACAACUUGUUGUCAUCGGAGAAUUCCUCCGUUAGUGAGGCGUCUUCUGUACAGGAAAAUCUUGAGGAUAAAGUGUGUAAAUACGGCACCUGUAGCCAGGACCAGAGGCGAUCCUGUACCCGAUUGGUCAGAUCUUAUCAUGCAGACACAGCUCUCAUCCAAUCAGAAGAAUCGGGUGUGACGAUAACUUCAAAGUCUCCAUCUAAAUCUAAAAAUGAUUUCCAGAGUGGGAAGUUUAUGAUCCUGUUGAUAUGUAACCAGGUUUCCAUGAUAGUGGGUGUAUUCCUGUGCAUUUGGAGAUUGAUGAAAAACGAUAAAUCUGGAAUUUAUGUUGAGAUUGAGUUCCUGGACGGCGUUUUUAACUACGGUCAGGGUUUCCUCCUGCUGGCAAUAUUUGGAUUUGAUACAAAGUUUAUCUUCCUCCCCUGCAUCAGAAAUUUCUUCCUGAAUAGUAACAUAAAAUGGUUGAAUAUUUUGUGCUUAAGGUGGCGCCGUAUGAUAUACGGAAUAGAGAUUGUCGAGAUACCAGAUCGAGAUGACCUAGACGAGGAAACUCGCCAUUUGUGUGAUCAAUUUCUCCGUUACCACAAGGACAACUGUAUCAAAGACAUCGUCACUGACAAAGUUUACAGGCUACAGGAAUAUAAGGCAGUGUUUACGGGCCAGGAUAUGUGUAAUUGGCUCCUGGAGGUUGGACUGGCUAGGGACCGCAGUGAAGCUGUAACGUAUGCACAAUCCCUCCUCAUUGGUCAGGUUCUUCAACAUGUGUCGAAAGAGCACCACUUUCAUGACAUGCCAUACUUCUACCGAUUUUUAGAAAUAGAUCUUGAUGAAUUUCCUUAAACAGUUAACUUGAUAUAUUAUGGUUUGAAAAUUGGAAUGAUAUUCUACUCAUGAAGAAAUCUUGCCCGGAAUAAAACACGUUAUCUCAAUAUGGAAUUGGAUGUGUGUGCAUGUAAAUUGCUGAUAUGUUGAAAAAAACAGCUGAUGCAAGGUGUAAAGUGACAGAUUUGAACUUUGACAUGCAUACAGGAGCAAAAGAUUGUGUGACUAUCCUUUCUGAAAAGAUUUAAAACUGCACAGUUGUUUCAUGAUAUUCCAAGAAUGAACCAUUCUUCUCCACAAAAUCGCUUGUCCAAUGUCUAUUCCCUUCCAUAAGACCACUCAACACCACUGAGCAAGGUCAAGGUCGCGUGAUAUAACUGUUGAUUGAGUGAUUGGUGCUGGUGAUGUACACUCCAGUCCAAACAAAUAAUCUUGAAAGAGUUUUCAUGUUAAAAUUAAAAUGUGCUCAAAGCAAAUUUCCUGUUUGGUUGAAAGAUUAUUUCAAUAAUUUUUCACUUAUAGAGUGACAAUUCGGACAAACUUGAAGCCGAAAAUCAUUUUGAAAAUACAGUGUAACAUUUAUUCAACUAAUUGCACAGAGGUUAUGAAUGCCCAUGAUGAUUACCAUCAAGGUAAAAGUGUUCCACCACUUUUCUAUUGAACACAGUCUUCAAUAUUAUGAAGUUAUUUACAGUACCAGCUCGAUUAUGUUUCUCCAACCUAUUCAUUUAAAGACAAUGGUAUUAGAGGGCCUUUGUCGAGAGAUGAAACAUUUUGAAAUUGUUUCAAGUAAGAAAUGUCCAUAUAAACACAGUAUCAUGAUUGAUAGCGUAAGUGUCCUUGCUUUGUUUUCAAAACGUCCCAAGAUUGCUACCCGAUAUUCAUACUUUUAUGAAAGGAAAACUAUUGUGAAAACAUUUCUUUAUUAUCUAACUCUGCUGUUACUAUAGCAGGAAAUGGGGAAACAGCACUGAUUUUGUAAAUGUGAUUAUUAGUCUAACAGAUUAGAACUCUUCUGUGUUAGAGACACAUUAUAAAGCAAUUUUAUGUUACACUAUACCUUAAAUGAAUAUAGGCCACAAUCUGUAAGAUUUUUCGAGUAGAGUUUGAUACAAGCUAGUAAUAUAAUUUUAUUUAUUUAUUUUGUCAUGGAGUAUUCACACAUUUGUUUUAUUCCUUAAGUUUACAAAUCUUUAUUUUUUUGUCUCAUUUCAUUUAUCAUGUAAAGUCCUGACAACAAAUGUGAUAUGCUUCUAUAACUACAUUUUACCUUUCAUACAUGUUUAUUUUGUAAACGUGAAGAAUUGUAACUAGUUCUUUACCGUUAAUGUGGUAAAACUAAUUUAUCACAAAUUGAAGGUAAAACAGAGUCAGUAUAAAUAUCUUCAGUGUAAGUGAUAAAUUUGGGAAUACUUAAAUAUAUCAUUUUCCUUGUUGUAUGUCUGUUAAGUCGUUGAUCUCAUAGUGCCCAUAUAAUUAACUGGGCAUAAUUACAUUGUUUGUGUAUAUAUUUAUUAUUGUUAUACAGUAAUUAUUUGUUUGUUUUAGAUUUGUGUAUGACGUCACUGCCACUUCAAAAUAAAAACACAUUUAUUCACAUGACGUUAUGACGUCAGCAUACAUAAAUUAGGUACACAAAGUAACAUGGACAUUUAAAAAAAAACAAAUAUGAAAAAUAAAAUAACUUUCAUAGUAGGGACAUUGUAACAACAACAUAGAUUGGAGCUUUUUCUCUGAAAUUCAUUAAUGAGGCUCUAUCUUAAGAAACUUUACCUGAUUUUCUACGAAAUCGAAUCUAGUUAAACAUAUUUUUACGAGUGAAUAAUCGUUCAGUACUUACACCAUCGUAUAUAAAAUUAUGUUAACUGAAACACAAUUUGAACAACUAGAGAAGAGAUUAAUGAAUUCAAAAACUUCAGAUACACAAAUUAUAUUGCUAUAUUAUAAAUAUUAAUUUCUCACCCAAUACAGCGUUAUUGCAAAAAUGGCUUUCCUCUACUACUAUUGUAUAGUUAAAUUUCACAGAGCAAUAGCCUGAGUUUCCUCUGGCCCUGUCACCAUGUCUGGUGUAGGGGCCCUACACCAGACAUGGUGACAGGGCCAGAGGAAACUCGGGCUAACAGAGCAAAUGCUGCGCAGUUGUCCCAGUUGGAAAUAAUAAGCAGGUUUUGAAUUUCGCGCAAAAAAAGCCUUAAAAACAUUUGCUUAUAUACCGUACAUGUAUUGUAUAUAAAUAUUUGCUGUGUAUUUAUUUUCGUGCUAUAUUUAAUAACUGCGAAAAAGUGAAAUUAAUUCUACCACGAAUUGUAUCUACUACACAAGACAACUUUUACGACGUAAUGUUCAUUAUAUAAACCGUUUUGUUUUCAACAGUUAUACAUUGUCUAUUUUGUGUUUAUGUAUUUGUUUGCUCAUAUGAUGUCAAAUAAAACAAUACUCUUACGUUCAAAUAAAUCGUCUGAGGUGCCACGCAUAUUAUAUUAAUAAAACAAUAUUUGAAUACCAGAGAUUUAGGAUCAAUAGUGUAGUAUAACACCAUGUCCCUUCGUAAGGUCUUGCCAUGCACAUUAUUGAUAUUAAAGACCAGUAUAGUCAUGCUUAAUAUAUAAAGAUCAACCUGUAUAUUACUUGAUUGCCAAGAAGGAUUCAUUUUUAUGUUGUUUUACACCAAGGUGCACUGUGACAAAAGAGUCAUAAUGAUAAAUGAUGUCCUUGAUGAUAGUAGUUAAUAGUAUUUGUAUUAUUUAUUUGUAUUAUUUAUUUACAUUAGGGUAUUUAUUGAUAUAUCAUCUGAUUUUUACAUUAGCUGCCCACUUCUGUUGAUUAUUGAUUUUUACAGUAUUAUAAAUAUACAAUUUCAUGUACAUGCAAUGCUUUCUGCAUAUAUUUAUAUUUUGACUGAAUAUAUUUCACUGAAUAUUAAGAGUUGCUCAAAUUGAAAGAAGGGGUGAAAACAUGCCUUAAAAUCAAAGUACAAUGAUCUUAUGGUUUUUAUGGUAAUUCUAACAGGCGUCGCAAUCGGCAUGCUAUAAUGUUUGGUAAUAAAUCAGCUGAACAAUAGUCCCUUAUCUUAUAGUAUUUCAGCACCUUGCAAAAAUGAGUCAAUUUCCAUUGUAAUUACUACAAAAUUCCUCUUUAAAACACAAUGAGGCAAGUUGCAAUGUUGCUGAAAAAUUAAUGUCUAAAGAACAAUCUUUAAUAUUUGUUUAUAAGAUAUCAUAAUUCAUUCGUGGGAAAUACAUCAUGUUUUGUUAAUCAAGGUCUAAAACGGCAUUUCCAAAAUAAGUCUUUUAAAGGAGGUAAGGUUCGAAAAUAUAAAAUAAGGAAAAUUCUCGUUUUAAUCUAAAAAUCUAAAUUGGUUAAAUGGCACUAAAGAUGACGACACAAAAUUCAACAAAAAUAUGUAAACAUGUAAACAGUCAUUUCGUCUCGUAUGUAAAUAUAUUGAAUGCAUUUUGUUUAUUUUCGGAUACAUGAAGAAAUAAUCACUUUUGGAUUCUGUACAAAACCAGCCACCAUAAUGAAAUAAGCUUAACACCAUUUGUUCAAUAUACAUGUAUAUAUUUUAAAGGUACUAUCACAGUCAUUUCAUAGCUUUCACUCGCGGCUCUAAUUUGAACGAUUUUUAGCGAGUUAUAUAUACAUGCCCUGAUUAAUCAUGUGAAAUGUUGAUGAUUGAAAAGGUUUAUUUUUGAAACAUUGAAUCUGCACAGUACAUACCGACUCAAUAUCUGUCACUACUUGUUGCUGUCCUCAAAAAUUGACUCAAUCUGUCACUACUUGUUGCUAUCCUCAAAAGCUGACUCAAUAUCUGUCACUGCUUGUUGCUAUCCUCAAAAGCUGACUCAAUAUCUGUCACUGCUUGUGUGCUAUCCUCAAAAGCUGACUCAAUAUCUGUCACUGCUUGUGUGCUAUCCUCAAAAGCUGACUUGAUAUCCAACACUGCUUGUUGCCGUCUUCAAAAGAUGGAUAGCUUAUAGAUUGAUGACGGAUCAAUGAGCUGCUUUUUUUCGUUCAUAUAUUAUGAUGAAUUAUUGCAAUUUGCUCACAGAAAUGCUUAAUUAAUGUUUGAAAGCAGAUAGAGUUCUAUCUCAUAUCUUAUAAGUUAUCUUUUUGUUAUGCAUUUUCCUUGUCGAUUUAUGUUUCAAAAGUUAUUGAAAAGCAAUUCUUAUUUAUAAGUUCCACCUAUUUUUGGUUUCAACUCAAACUUGCCUGAAAUGGUUCUGACCAAUGUUUUACAUUUGCAUCCUACAUUUUAUCAGUACCACUAUACUGCUACUGAGAUGUAUACUACAAUAAUACUAGGGUCCGUUAAAGCCUGGUGACCGUUAAGGCCCAUGGGCCUUUUGUUGAAUAUCAAAUUGGAAUUAUUGACGUAUUAUAAACGGUAUAGUCGGCCAUGCUUUGACGGACCAAGUGUUGCUUUUAUUUGCCAACGUCUAUUGUCCAUUGUUUGCUAAACAGGUGCUGGACACAGAGCUAUUGUACUUAUUACUAUACGGAUACCAUUGUUAGGUGUACGACAUCAGUACAUAUCACCUGUACUUACGUUGUAUUCUGUCAAAUAAUAAUGAAAACAAUUUUUAUUAUUAUUAUUAUUUUGCUUUGUUUCAUGUCAUAGAAAAAUAAAAACAUGUUCAAACUA
Pecten maximus is the source of this 7948-nucleotide messenger RNA. Its product is annotated as integral membrane protein GPR155-like. Gene Ontology annotation, cellular component: membrane. The record is from RefSeq and is a predicted model, not a curated record. Gene Ontology annotation, biological process: transmembrane transport; intracellular signal transduction. NCBI's taxonomy places the organism in Eukaryota, Metazoa, Mollusca, Bivalvia, Pectinida, Pectinidae.